This is a messenger RNA of Bathycoccus prasinos, 2826 nucleotides long. RefSeq lists its product with no specific name. The record is from RefSeq and is a predicted model, not a curated record. NCBI's taxonomy places the organism in Eukaryota, Viridiplantae, Chlorophyta, Mamiellophyceae, Mamiellales, Bathycoccaceae. The transcript has a single exon. Bases 1 to 2826 code for a protein of 941 amino acids.
AUGGCGUCGUCUGAUUCUGAUUCUGAUUCUGAUUCUUCUUCGCGAAGAAGAAGACUGCCACCUCCGUCGCCGCCGGUGAUGGAACCCAACGAUGAUAACGACGAUGAUACGUAUGAUUCGUCCAAGACCUCUCCCGCGGUAAACCUUUCCGUGAAGGAACGAAUUCAAAUGAUGCAACGAAUGACCGAUGCGAAGAAACCGUCGCCACCGUUGAUGACGAGCGGAAUGGUGCAACAACAACAACAACAACAACAACAGACGUCGCUGACGUCGAAAGUAGGCGCGAUGGAAACGACGCCGAGGCAGUUAACGCCGAGCUUUGAAUCUGCGGAGGAGGAUGAUGCGAAGACAAAGAAGACAAAGGUGAAGAAGGUGGUCGCGACGCCGUUGCCAAAGUACACGCCGUAUCGCAAAGAACGAGAAGAAGAAGAAGAGAAGAAGGAAGAGUUUCAAACGGCAUCGGCGUUGAUUCGACAACGGUCUGCACCGCAAUCGGUGACGACGACGACGCCCGCAUUUUUGUCCAAUAUUCCUCGGUCGCCGCAAAGGUCGCCUCGAUCGCCCACGUUCAGAGAUCGAACGCAAAUGUUUGAACAACAACCGGUAGCGUCGGUUUCGCAACGACAGGCGCAGAUGUUAAAAAACUUACGGUUGAAAAUACAAGCGAACAUCGAGAAAUCCGAGGAGAUUGCGCUUCGAAGGAAGAAAAUGAACGACGCGUUCGUGAAUUUGCGGAAAGUAAAGUCCAAGUUGGAACAGAAAUACGCGUACGGUGGCGGCGAAGGUUUUGGUAACAAAACGACGAUUCAGACGACGACGCAGUUUCGAAAGAAGAUCAUCUCAAAACUCGUCGAGACGGAAUUUGAAGUCGAAACGAAAGCGAUUAUGUUCAACGCGUGGAAAAUACGGACAGAGAAAGAAAAAGAAAAGAGGGAAGUAGUGACGACAAAACUCAACGCGAUACGUGCCGUCGCUUUGCGGCGAAGUUUUGAUCACUGGCGCGAUGUUUCCGCGUCUUUACAACCGAGAAGAGUAGCUUUGGAAGCUUUGGAAUUGAACGCGAAGCAACGACACGUGCGCGACAUUUUCAAUCGUUGGCGUAAAUUCGCUAAACUUUCAAACCGAGCGAUGCACGUGGCGACGAUGAAAACGAUAGAUGCGGAUAAGAAAACGCUAUCAAUCGCGUUCGCGCGUUGGGAGUUGGCGCUGGCGAAAAGCGCAAAGAGUAAAGCGGAGAAGAAACUCGUUCGGGCGUUUGUUUUGAAAAAGGCAUUCGUCGCGUGGCGAAUGGCGAGAGAUGAGUCCGCGUUCAAAGUCGAAGUUGCGAGACGGAAGUUGCGUGGCGAUGACGAAAGUGAACUCGUCGCUUUCGUGGACGCUCGAAAAAGUAAAGCUGAAAGUGAACGAAUGUCUCUGUAUUUUCGCAGCGAAGGAUCCGCGGCGAGGAAAAAGUUGGAGCGAUUGAAAGGUCAAUACUACGCAGCGACGAAUUACGUAACAACUUUAUUACCGUUGGCUACGUUACACUCGCCCUGGGAUACGUUUGCAGCAUCGCCAACCAAUACCGACGAGGCCGCCGCCGCCGACGACGAAAGGACGACAUCAAAGAACGUAAAAAAAGUCGUCGAAGAGUCCAAGGUUGAGGCGUUACUUCGAGAAGCGAAAGAAUCGAUUCAAAGAGCCGACGAACUGAAAGAAGAGUGCGAGUUUGCCCGAAAUGUCGCCGAAGACGCGGAAAACGCGUCUGAUUUUCUUCUCGUGAUGUUUCAACAAGGUAAAAAUGUCAGUCAGACUCACUUAUCGAACGCUUUGAUACACGCGGAGAAGAUGUACGGAAAAUUUACGCUCUUAUCGGUCGAGUGCGAGAAGGCUUCGGCAGAAGCGGUGAGAAAAGUGAGAAAAGCUAAAGAGGCGGAAAAAAUGGCGGAGAAGUACGAGCGCGUUCGUUUGAUACGUAGCACCGAUGGUUAUAUCCCGCCGACCGAUGGUGGUGAGCUAGAAAAAAACCAGCCUCGAACGAAGACGACUUCGCGGGAAAUCGCGGUGGUUUUCGCCAACAGGAACGUCGCCAAACGCUUUUUAGAGAAAUGGCAAAGCGCGAUUGAGAUUCUCCAGCGCGAUAGACUCGAGUUAUUCUUCACCUCGUGGCGAGAACAAGCUCGAAAAGGGUUGAUAACACGCGCCGAUCGCGAGAUUCAAAUCGAAAAUUUCAUUGAAAAGAGAACGGUAAUGGUGAAAGCGAAAGUCUUCUCGGCUUUGUACUGGCACAGGAAGUGGAGACAAGAUCGAAAGAAAGUUCUCGAAAUCUCCGUGAAACCCAUCGCGAGAGACUCUUUGUACUUUGCAUUGAAACGGUGGAAAAUCAAAAUAUACAACAAAAAACUAUUAUUCCGCGUGUUCACCAACUGCGAACGCGCCUGGGACGAGAAACGAAACGAACCGUACGACACGGAAAACAUCCAAACGAAACGAGACGUUUUACGCGUUUGGCUGAAAAACGCCAAAGAGGCAAAAAAAAUGCGCGACGAGUACGUCCAAGCCACGCAGUUCCGCGACGUGUCUCUCAAACUCAACGCAUUCCUCGCCUGGAAAUUGAAAACCUCUUCAUCCAAGCGAGACGAGCUCGAAAACGCUCGCGAAUGUGAAAUCAACGAGCAAAUAGCCGAUACUUUUCGCCGAGUCUCUCUCUCGCAAAAAGUCCUCUCGGCGUGGCGCGUUCGAGUGUUCAACUCGUGGAGAGAGCGGUUAGCCACCGAAAUGGGCUACCGCACGAUAGCGAGGAGAGUUUUAAGAGGGUGGCAUCAACGAGUGGUCGUCGCGUGUUAG